UUUUACUAUUUCUAUUUUUAUAAAGUACAAAUCGGCUUGAAUGACUAUUUUAGGGUUGUUCUGACGCGGCGCCUCGAGACGCACAAUUAUAUUAAUUUUUGUAUUUUUUAUUGGCUUAUUUUUGUAUUUUUGUUUUAGGAAAUUCUGAUUUUUGUAUUUGUGUAUUUUCCAAAUAAAUUCUGAUUUUUGUUUGUUUUCUUUUUAAUAUUAAUUCUGAUUUUGUAUUUCUUUUUUGUAUUUUGUUGUAGAAAAUUCUGAUUUUUGUAUUUUUUAAUUCUGAUUUUUAUUAUACUAUGUUCUAUUCCUUUGUAUUAAUUCUGAUUUCUAAUAAUUCUGAUAUUGUUGUCCUUUAUUUUUUUCCUAAAUAUUUAUUCUAAUUUAUUUAUUUACCUAAUUUAUUUUAUUUUGUUCGCGCCUAGACAUCCCAGUCAUUCUCGCCCAAAAAAUGUUUAUUAAUUCUCUAUAGAUGAGUAAAUACAAAAAUAAAAUAUCGAGAAAAAGUUUGAACAAAAUAAUAAAAGAAAAAAUUUUUUCUUUUCAUGUAAAAGCUCAGAAAAAUAUUUUUUGUUGCGCUCGCCAAGUUCCCUCUCCUCUACCCUCACUUUCGUGUAUUCCAAAAUUCUUUUUUUUUUCAUUCAAUCUACUUUUAAAAUGAUUUCACACAAAUUCACUCACUCUAAUAAUAAUUUCUCAUUUUAUUUUUU
Messenger RNA from Meloidogyne enterolobii, 704 nucleotides. Lineage: Eukaryota; Metazoa; Nematoda; Chromadorea; Rhabditida; Meloidogynidae. The record is from the annotation of a GenBank genome assembly.